This is a messenger RNA of Hyaloscypha bicolor E, 492 nucleotides long. RefSeq lists its product as uncharacterized. The record is from RefSeq and is a predicted model, not a curated record. The transcript is spliced from 4 exons. The coding region runs from base 1 to 492 and encodes 163 amino acids. NCBI's taxonomy places the organism in Eukaryota, Fungi, Ascomycota, Leotiomycetes, Helotiales, Hyaloscyphaceae.
AUGUCGCGCUUACUUGAAGGAUAUUCCGGCAUUGGCGACAUUAUCAAAAGUCUACAUUCUCACGGAGGGUCACUCGUAUAUGGUAUUCUUUUAAUUCUGCUCAUAGUGUGCCGAAACAAAAAAGACCGGGAGGAUAUGAUUACAGCCAUUGGUAAAAUGAAGGUUGCUAUCGAUGCUAUGAGCGAGGAGACAACAUUGCACCUGCAUAUGCGAGUCCGCGAAGUCCGAAGCGACAACAAAACAUUGCAACAAAAGGUCGAUGACAUGAACCAGCGUCUUAGAGUUAAUGAUCAAGCCAAUUGGGACAACUUCAUCUCCCGCAUUCAAAGCCACUUCAAUGUCCCUGAAGCUCCUGAUUACCCUUGUACAGAGCAUAAAGUUUGCAAAGUCGCUACAGCCAGUUUAAUGGACAGCGAUGAUACCGAAAGCACCGCUAGCAUUGAAGAAGGCAACUUGGAAGUUCUCCACGAGCGAGCUGAAUUCAAAGAGUAG